Molecule: messenger RNA, 1903 nt
Organism: Syngnathoides biaculeatus (alligator pipefish)
Lineage: Eukaryota; Metazoa; Chordata; Actinopteri; Syngnathiformes; Syngnathidae
Gene: sephs1
Product: selenophosphate synthetase 1
Exons: 10
Coding region: 216-1412 (398 amino acids)
Biological process (GO): L-selenocysteine biosynthetic process
Cellular component (GO): cytoplasm
Molecular function (GO): selenide, water dikinase activity; ATP binding
Source: RefSeq, a predicted model, not a curated record
AUCAACCGGACGCUUCCAAUUAAAGGGGAAACGUGACGCGAAUAUACCGCCGCUUCGGCCCUCAAUUUGCAAACGCGGCCGUUGUGAGCAUCCGGGGCGCAGGGCGGCGUCGCCGGCUUUCCGCUCGUGGCACGCCGGGCGCCGUUUGAUUGCCGGGGCGAACUGAUGUGGCGCACGUCGCAUGGCGUUGGGACAGCAAAGGAAUAUCUUCAGACAUGUCGGUGAGGGAGUCCUUCAAUCCCGAAAGCUACGAGCUGGACAAGAACUUCCGGCUCACGCGCUUCGCGGAGCUCAAGGGAACGGGUUGCAAGUCGCCGUAUAUGUCGCAGGUGCCCCAAGAGGUUUUACAGAAGCUUUUAGAGAACUUGCAGGAGAACCACUACCAAGAAGAUGAACAGUUCCUGGGUGCCGUCAUGCCUCGAUUAGGCAUCGGCAUGGACACCUGCGUGAUCCCGCUACGACACGGAGGACUGUCGCUCGUCCAGACCACAGACUACAUCUACCCGAUAGUGGACGACCCCUACAUGAUGGGUCGCAUCGCCUGCGCAAACGUUCUCAGCGACCUGUACGCGAUGGGGGUGACGGAGUGCGACAACAUGUUGAUGCUGCUCGGCGUCAGCAACAAAAUGUCGGACAAGGAGAGGGACAAAGUCAUGCCUCUCGUCAUGCAGGGCUUCAAAGACGCGGCGGAGGAGGCGGGCACGUCCGUGACGGGAGGACAGACGGUGCUCAACCCUUGGGUGGUCUUGGGCGGCGUCGCCACCACCGUGUGCCAGCCCAACGAAUUCAUCAUGCCAGACAACGCGGUGCCGGGAGACGUCCUGGUGCUGACCAAGCCGCUGGGGACGCAGGUGGCCGUGGCCGUGCACCAGUGGCUGGACAUCCCGGAGAAGUGGAACAAGAUUAAGUUGGUGGUCACGCAGGAAGACGUCGAGCUGGCCUACCACGAAGCCAUGAUGAACAUGGCCCGACUCAACAGGACGGCCGCCAGCCUCAUGCACACGUUCAACGCGCACGCCGCCACCGACAUCACGGGCUUCGGCAUCCUGGGCCACGCCCAGACGCUGGCCAAGCAACAGCGCAGCGAGGUGUCCUUCGUCAUCCACAACCUGCCCGUGCUCGCCAAGAUGGCCGCCGUGUCCAAGGCGUGCGGCAACAUGUUCGGCCUCAUGCACGGCACCUGCCCCGAGACGUCAGGGGGGCUUCUCAUCUGCCUGCCCCGCGAGCAGGCGGCCCGCUUCUGCGCCGAGAUCAAGUCGCCCAAGUACGGCGAGGGCCACCAGGCGUGGAUCAUCGGCAUCGUGGAGAAGGGCAACCGCACGGCGCGCAUCAUCGACAAGCCGCGGAUCAUCGAGGUGGCGCCGCAGGCCGCCGCGCAGAGCGUCAACCCCACGCCCGGCGCCACCUCUUAAUCCCCGCCGUCCGACGGUGAUUUUUAAACUCGCGCAACUUCAGAAUCAUGUUACGAGUGUCCACUAGUUUAAAGCAACGGGCUGGGGUGUACGUGACAAACAGCCCCACCCAGUGGCCCCAGGCGGGAUCGCGCCAACUCUAUGGACUCCCAUCAUUGAAAUGAAAAAAUGCUCACGUUUGCCUUUUGUUUUUGUUUUUUUUUUUUUUUUUUUUUUUUUGCUUUUUCAUCCUCUGAAAAUGACAGAAGACAACAGUUCGAUACUGCUGAUCGAUCGUCACACAUCCUGGCUCGUCAUUCUUGUCAGGACUUUUUGCCGUCGUCCGGCAGGCGGGCCCAAGUCUCGUUUCGUUUGUCCACGUUUGUACAGUUUAAAAAAAAAAAAAACUUUUGUCGCUGUAACUGAUGCCUUGAAAGAAAGCGUUAGCGGAAUUUUUUUUCUUUUGACUUUUUGUAUUGACCCCAUCGGAAUGAAUAAAUACUCAAAAUACA